Messenger RNA from Kazachstania africana CBS 2517, 894 nucleotides. RefSeq names its product Kti12p (gene KTI12). Bases 1 to 894 code for a protein of 297 amino acids. The record is from RefSeq and is a predicted model, not a curated record. NCBI's taxonomy places the organism in Eukaryota, Fungi, Ascomycota, Saccharomycetes, Saccharomycetales, Saccharomycetaceae. The transcript has a single exon.
AUGCCUCUAAUCUUAUUUACUGGUUACCCAUCAAGUGGGAAGACUACAAAGGCAAAAGAACUAAUCUCUUUACUCUCAACAAAGACAAACAAGAAAAUCAUCUAUCAUUCAGAUGAUACUCUUUCAAUAUCACAUCAAGAUUAUGAAAACUCAAAAGAUGAAAAAAAUUUGCGUUCAAAGAUAACUUCUGUAGUGAAAAGAGAUCUCUCAACGAAUAACAUCGUUAUUAUAGACUCAUUGAAUUAUAUCAAAGGGUUCCGUUAUCAAUUACAUUGUGAAGCUAAAAAUAUGUCAACUCCAUUUGCUUUAAUUCAUAUAAUGUGUCCCGUUGAUACUUGCCAAUUAUGGAAUUCAAAUAAUACUACAAAUCAAUGGGAUUCAAAUCUUCUAUCUCAAUUGAUAGAUAGAUACGAAGAACCAAAUGAUAUGAAUCGUUGGGAUUCUCCAUUGUUCCCAAUUUACUCUCCAACUGAUAAAUUCGACGAUAAUUUAAUUUCAAAAAUUGUAUCAAUCGUCGAUUCAUCAACAACGUCAAAUCCAAGAUCUGUCUUAAAACCAAAUUCUGUAACUAAACAAACUUUACAACCAUCAACAACAAAUUUCAUUUCAAUAUUAGAAAGGCAAACUACAGACAUCGUCAACAUUAUCAUCGCAAGAAUUAAAGAUCUAAAUGAAAUUGGUCAAUCCUACCAUGGUCAACGUAUAAUCAUCGUACCCAACGAGGAUAUCGAUCAAUCAAUUUAUAUCGAUCUACCAUUAAGUGGUACUGUCAAUUUACCCGUAUUACAAAGACUAAAGAGACAAUUUAUCAAUCUUAAUAAGAUUAGAAUUAUAGAAAAUGAUAGAAUUAUUCACCUCUUUGUAGAUUAUUUAAGUAAAAAUUUAAAUAAAUAA